AUGCGCGCUGGCCGCGGUUUCGCGCGCUCUGCUCUUGACCACGACGUCGACCUUGAAGCACGCCAUUACCGCCCCAUGCCUGCGACCAAACAGUACUCUGCGCCUUGUGUCCUCCACGUGAAGGCCUCGCAACUCCGACCGACGUACCCGGCAUCUACUACUAGGCUUGCGCCGCCCCGCGAACUAGGAAGGUGUAAUAGUGUGCAUGUACCGCCCAGUGACUGA
Molecule: messenger RNA, 225 nt
Organism: Peniophora sp. CBMAI 1063
Lineage: Eukaryota; Fungi; Basidiomycota; Agaricomycetes; Russulales; Peniophoraceae
Source: the annotation of a GenBank genome assembly